UCUUGAAGCACACUGCACUCUCUUGCAAAAUGGAUCUCCAGUUGCUUUCCUUUCUGCUCAUAGGCACCUGGCUAGGUUUAGGCUGCUGUGAGAACAACUGCAGUUAUGUUGAACUAAUGAAGGCUAUAAACGAUAACUUCCCCUCUACACAUGUACGCCCAGCAAUGAUUUGGACCAAUCGAACUGUCGUGCAUUUGGAUCUGACCUUGUACAGCAUUGUAGAUCUGGAUAUGCAAAAGCAGAUACUCACUACUUAUAUCUGGUUCUCAAUGUCAUGGCAAAAUGACUUUGUAAAAUGGGAUCCAAAGACCUACUGUGACAUUCAAAACGUGGUAGUUCCUGAUACAUUAGUUUGGAAACCAGACCUUUACAUCUAUGAAAUGGUAGAGGAUGAAGACAAAUCUCCAAAAAUCAACUACCUCAAAAUUAAAUACGACGGAACUGUCACUAAUUCCAAACCUCUUCGGAUAGUCGGUUCUUGUAGCAUGCAAAACUACAAGUUUCCUUUUGAUGAGCAGAUCUGUAAUAUCUCGUUUGGUUCUUAUGUAUAUAAUGACUAUCAAAUAUAUAUGACAAACAAAACAAAUUCUUCAGUAGUAACAAGCAAUUCAAAAGUGAUCUUUAGUUCGAAAGGAGAUUGGUCUCUGGCAAACAUCAAAGUCGGAAAUAAUCCACUUGGGAACUUUAGCCGUGUGACUUUUGAGAUCCAUAUAAUAAGAAACCCAAUAAUUUACGUCUUUAACCUCAUCAUUCCAGCCUGCCUUCUGGUAAUACUGGACAUUGCCAGCAUGUUUAUGGAGUUGGAAACCGAGGGAAGGCUCACCUUCAAAGUAACCAUUGUACUGGGGUUCUCAGUGCUUCUGCUAAUCUUAAGCGGCAUCCUUCCUAAUUCUGACACCCCACCAAUGUUAGGUAUAUUCUUCUGUGUAUGUAUGAUAAUGAUGGUGCUCAGCAUAGGUGGGUCCAUUUGCACAGCAUCUAUGGCAGCAAAGUGUGCCACACAGACCAGUGUCUCACCAUGGAUGAGAAAGUGGAUUCUUAGAUAUCUGGCUUGCGUCCUAUGUUAUAAAACAAAGUUCAUCAAAGAACAUCUUGUCACAGUGGUUGCCAAUAUCCAUACUUGCGAGCUUGACCAGAAGCUAACAAAAAAUCUGGAACUACAGGAGAACAGGAACAAUCUCAAAGAUGAUGAUGAUCCGAUAACCACAGCAGUGCAGAUUUUAAAUAAGAUGCUAGUAGGGAUUAGAAAGAUCCACCAAGAGAUAGUUGUAUCAAAGCACAAAGAUCAUUCCAGCUCAGAGUGGUAUAUAGCAGCAAUGGUGGUGGACAGGUUGUUUCUGAUCAUUUACCUUAUCAUAGUUGUCAUCACAGUUGGUCUUGUGAUCAAUGCUUGGAUCUCGUAACCUUUAUAAUAUAUGUGGAUAUUUUACAAUACAAAGAAAGGGGAAAAUGACUUUCUGUUCAGUAGCUGUAGAAAUGUAUUUAAUACAGUUUGUUCUAAAUUAAAUUUACGUGGACAUAAAUGUCACUCAAAUGACAAAUACAUUGUGAUAGUUUGAUGCUUGUUAUGAGAAUUCUUUGGAGCAAAUGUGAUAUAGAAAUGUUGUCCCUUUUCCUCUUCUUUUCCUUAAGAGCAUCUGCAGUGCUACAGCCAACAACUUUUUAGUGUUUUUUUUUUCUCCAUUUAGCCAGAAGAGCCUGAGUUAGCCUGGGUGAUCAGGCCUCAUUCAUAGUCACUGUCCAAUUCAUAAUUCAUCACAAGAGCGCUGAUUGGAGUGAAGUCAGUGCUCUGUCCAGGCCAUUCAGGGUCAUCCACUUAUAUCUUAGCAAACUCAUUAUGUAUUGACCUUGUUUAAUUCAUUAGAUACAUCUUAAAGGAAAAGGAAAGCUACAGAGGGAUUUUAUUAACAAUAGAUUAAGCUUCAAUAGUGCAAAACUAGAAUGCUAUAUUUAUUUGUUUUUGUUAUUAUUAUGCUUUACCAUACCUGAGUAAAAUGCUCUAGAAGCUCUGUUUGUUUAGGAUAGCAGCUGCAGUAUUAGUUUAUCACUUCCUGCCUGAGUCUCUCCCUGCUCACUUGUAGCUCUGGGCUCAGAUUACAGCAGAGAAGGGAGGGGGAGGGGCAAGAAGGUUUAAGAUGAAGGCAGGAAGUCUGAUACAGAAGCCCAUGUGUACACAAUAGAAGGAAAGAAAUGCAGUGUUUCUUUUGUCAGAGGACUCAGAGCAGCACUACUUUGAUGGUUUACUGAUAUAUUUAGGUGGACCUUUCUGAUAAGGCUUACUUAGUUUUAACAUUUCCUUCUCCUUUAAAGCAGUACAGCAAUACUUAACUGAGCUCUCAUUUAAAUAGUAAAUGUCAAAGAAAGAGAUGCUUCAGUUGUUAGUUACAACAUGACAUUUAUCUAAGUAUGGUUAGUAUAGUCAUUAUACACCUGGGGCAGAUUUUAAAGUAUUCAAGACUGCAUUUUUCCAUGAUUUAGAGGAAAAAAUGCUACAAAAAUACUCUGUCAUGAAUAUACUUGAAAACAUCUUUUGAAAAGUCAAAUAGACGAGCUUUAUUAAAGGGAAAGAAUUCAAAAACUUGCAUGAAAAAACUUGUAAAUCGUAAAAUCUGGAGACUCUAAUGAAAACGGUGUCGGUUUAUAAUGUCAAGAUUUUCAGUUUAAUUGAACAUUAAUUGAAAAAUGUGAUUUUCAUUUGUGUGUGAGUAUUAUUCCAUUACCAUACACAAUUGUGACUAUUCUGUGAGUUUUGUCUUAAAUAUAACAAUGCUCAUGAAUAAAAAAAAUCUGAUUGUGUUUU
Messenger RNA from Xenopus laevis (African clawed frog), 2800 nucleotides. Its product is annotated as 5-hydroxytryptamine receptor 3A. The transcript has 9 exons. Bases 30 to 1403 code for a protein of 457 amino acids. The record is from RefSeq and is a predicted model, not a curated record. NCBI's taxonomy places the organism in Eukaryota, Metazoa, Chordata, Amphibia, Anura, Pipidae.